Messenger RNA from Hymenoscyphus albidus, 567 nucleotides. NCBI's taxonomy places the organism in Eukaryota, Fungi, Ascomycota, Leotiomycetes, Helotiales, Helotiaceae. The record is from the annotation of a GenBank genome assembly.
AUGGAGCGGGCGGAUUAUUCAGCGUCACCUGGUCGGGAAAUAAAGGGAACUUCUUCUGUGGAAAGGGGUGGAAUCCAGGUGGUUCAAGGUACUGCAAUUCAUCCUACAUAUCGAGCAUUAUCGACUUACACUACCUCCUCUUACAGAGCGAUAUCAUACACCGCUACCUUCCUCCAACAAGGAAACGCCUACCUAAUAGUUUACGGCUGGACCACCAACCCACUAGUAGAAUACUACAUUGUCGAAUCGUAUGGAACUCACAAACCCUCCGAUAGCACCAAAGCAGUCAUGAAAGGCAACCUGACAUCCGACGGCGGGACAUGCGAAAUCAUGACGAAAAUGCGAGUUAACAAACCAUCGAUUCAGGGAACCGCUACGUUCCCGCAAUUCUGGUCGAUCAUAACGGAUAAACGGGUUGGAGGGACGGUGACGACGGGGAAUCACUUCGAGGCGUGGAGGAAAGCGGGGUUGAAGUUGGGAAGCCAUAAUUAUAUGGUUGUUGCUGUGGAGGGACAGGAUAGCAAUGGAACGGCUACUGUUACUGUUGGGGUUGCGCCUCCGACGUGA